Messenger RNA from Toxotes jaculatrix (banded archerfish), 2504 nucleotides. It is a transcript of the gene flrt1b, whose product is annotated as fibronectin leucine rich transmembrane protein 1b. The record is from RefSeq and is a predicted model, not a curated record. Bases 1 to 2199 code for a protein of 732 amino acids. Gene Ontology annotation, molecular function: protein binding. Lineage: Eukaryota; Metazoa; Chordata; Actinopteri; Toxotidae. The transcript has a single exon.
AUGGCAGCUGAGAGUCUUGCUGAGCUCCGCGAUUGGCUCUUUCUGCUCCUCCUGUGCCUCACCCUAUUGGCUGAGGUGCUGGAACUGGCGGCAGCGGCAAUUGCCAUGGAGACGGGCGAGGGAGAUGAGGGCAUUGUUUGUCCCUCAGUGUGCCGCUGUGAUGAGGGUUUUGUCUACUGCAAUGACCGUGGCCUCAGCUUAAUUCCUCCACUACCGUUAACGGCUGCAAUCCUCUACUUGCAGAGCAACCGGCUGAGUAACGCGGGGCUGCCUCCGUCACUGGAACGCAGCACUUCCAUACGAGUGAUUUACCUGUAUGCCAACCAGUUGGAUGAAUUCCCUAUACACCUCCCGCCUUCGUUACGGGAGCUCCAUUUGCAGGAUAAUAAUAUACGAACGUUACCCCGGUCAGCUCUGGCCAAGUUACCAUUACUAGAACGUUUGCACCUGGAUGAUAACUCAAUAUCAACAGUUAGCAUCCAGGAGAGAGCUUUUUCUGGGACUCCACGGCUUCGACUGCUGUUUCUGUCUCGGAACCACCUGUCCAGCAUACCCGCAGGCUUGCCAUCUUCCUUGGAGGAGUUGCGACUGGACGACAACAGAAUCAGCACCAUCCCCACGCAUGCCUUCCGGGGGCUCUCAUCGCUGCGACGCUUGGUCCUGGAUGGGAACCUGUUGGCCAACACGCGCAUUGCAGAUGACACCUUUUCCCGUCUCUCCAACCUGACUGAGCUGUCACUGGUGAGGAACGCUCUGCAGUCACCACCUGUCAACCUGCCUUCAGCUCACCUGGUACGACUCCAUUUGCAAGACAAUGGAAUGACCCACAUACCGAGGGGGGCGCUGGAUGGGAUGCGGCGGCUACAGAGGCUCGACCUGUCAGGGAACAAUCUGACCAGUCUCCCCCGAGGACUUCUGAAGGACACAGAAAGCCUGGAGAUGCUACUGCUGCGAGGAAACCCCUGGUACUGCGGCUGCAACCUUCGCUGGCUCCACAUCUGGCUGCACGGCCGGGGGGCAGCAGUGACAGUCAGAGGUCUGACCUGUCAGGGGCCUGAGCCUGUAAGGGGCCAGACCCUGAGAGACCUAACCUCCCUGAUGGAGCAGUGCGAAGGCCCCCCUGCUGGUCCCAGUACUGGAGUUGGAGGGAACCCAGCAGAAAAAGAUGGUGGAGGUGAAGAUGGUGUUGGAGGGGGGCAAGCAGUGGCUUCAGUCCCCCAUGUCAGCACCACCACUACCUCUCUGCUGGUCCCCACACAAGGUUCCCUCUUUACCCUGAGAGCCAAGCGGCCAGGCCUUGUUAUGCCGCUGCCUCCCAGUGAAGGAGGGCAGGUAUCUGGAGAGGCCUUGGAGCUGACUGUAAAACCUCUCUCUUCAGACAGUGUACUGGUCAGUUGGUUGUGCCCACAGCCAGCACCCUCCUUCCGCUUGUCGUGGCUGAGGUUGGGUAGCAGUGCAGCUCUUGGUUCAAUAACAGAGACUUUGGUUCCUGGAGAGAGGAGACAGUACCUCCUUACCCAGCUCACCCCACGCUCACAUUACCUCAUCUGCCUGCUGCCACUACGACAGGAGCCCUCCUUUGGGGGUUCCAGCAUGGGUUCAUCUCGAGCUGGCAGCAUGGACACAGACAGUAAAGACUCGGCUCCGGCCUGUGCUCAGAUAGAGACUGGAGAGGCUCUGGUCAGCUCAGGAGGGGAGGGGUCAGAUAAAGAGGGACAGGACUCAGAGCUAACAGCCCUGCCACUGGCUGGGAUCAUAGGGGGUGCCACAGCAUUGGUAAGCCUACUGUUAAUAUUUGGCAUCUUCUGCUGGUACGGACAGAGGGCAGGUUACAUGUCCGGGGACUCAGGCUCAUACAGCAGGGGCCGGGGUGGAAAACAUUAUGAUGACUAUGUAGAGUCAGGCACCAAGAAAGACACUUCCAUCUUAGAGAUUAGGGCCCCUCCUGCAGGGUUUCAGAUGACAGCUAUGGCCCAUCAGCCACUGCAGCCGAAGCUGGAGGAUGUCACCUACAUCCACACCAUUUUCCCCUCCUCUUCCUCUUCCUCCCAAGCUAACGGGACCUACCGGAGCAGCCACGGGGCUGGCAGUCUCAACGGCACCAUCCUCAGCCAAACCAGCCACCAUCAUGUCACUUAUGGCACCAACCGUGGCUACAGAGAGGGUGGCAUCCCCGACAUAGAUUAUGCCUACACGUGAUGAUACAGGGACACACUCCCUGAGCCAUGAACGCCAGGCGCCAUUUCUAAGGAUGACGACCCUUGGCUAGUGGCCAUUUUGUCCUUGGUUUCCAAAGUACCCUCUGUGCCUCUGCUGGUUCAAUUCUGAUUGGUUUGCUAAGUAGAAAAGACUGAUUUCAGCUAUGUUGAUUGGACAUUGCUACUGAGUGACAGAAGUAAGAGUCCUACUAUACUCUGCUACUGUAUACUACAUUAUACAGUAGGCCCUUCUUUCAGCGCUACUUAUAGUUAUAAAUGGUUUUCUCUUUUGGAUAUCUCAGUGUC